AUGCAAGCGAUGAGUGCAAACGCAGGCGCGCCGCGGGCCCCGCAGAGGUCGCCGUUCGCUAUCCAGGAGUUGCUGGGCUUGUCAGAUAACCGUGAGAGCCGGGAGCGGUACUUCGAGAGAGGAGAUGGAGAUCGAGUGUUGAAUUUAUCGGAAAGUAGAGAGCCGAGAUCACCGUACACCCCACAGUUCCCGCUGCCAGCAUCCGUAGCGAGCCGUGUGGCAUAUGCGGCAGCAUUCAAUGCACAAGCGGCGGUGGCAGCUGCCUUUCUGCCCGGGCCGCCACUACUGCACCCGCCUCCUGGACAAGAUGAUUUAAAUAAAAGUGAAGUAAAAAAAUACGAACACAAUCAGAGGAUAUAUUUUCCAAAACGACUUAAAGCUUAA
Molecule: messenger RNA, 384 nt
Organism: Arctia plantaginis
Lineage: Eukaryota; Metazoa; Arthropoda; Insecta; Lepidoptera; Erebidae
Source: the annotation of a GenBank genome assembly